AUGGCUCCCCAGCCUGUCACCACCCGGUCUGGCCGGGACUACUCCACCUACAACAACGCCCUAGAAUACCUCCAGGACGUCAACGAGCUGCCUAGGUUCUACAAGGAUGUCCUCCAGAACGACUGGGAGCGCAAUGAGCGCGUGGACCGCCGCCUGCAGGAGGCUCGUGUCUGCCGCCCACUGCAUUGGGGCACCAAGGUCGACCCUACCGAACCCGCCAUCAACCGCGGUUUCACCAGUCUGAAGAUGCUGUCGAAUAUGCUGCUAACUUCCCCCCCCCCACACCGCCAGUUCACAGUCAACCUUCCGGCUCUCUUCGUCUACGUGACGGGCAAUGCGCACAAUGAGGAUCGUGCUUGCAAAUCGGCCCGGUGCAGUGGCAUCUUUGCCACCUGCGUGACCGCCAAGGUCGCCCACCAGCCCGGCCUUCCAAACACCAUGCGCACCUCCUGCGCAGCGUGCAUGUAUAAUGCGAACAACACCCGCUGCGGCUUCAACCAGGGCCAUUGA
Molecule: messenger RNA, 510 nt
Organism: Cryphonectria parasitica EP155
Lineage: Eukaryota; Fungi; Ascomycota; Sordariomycetes; Diaporthales; Cryphonectriaceae
Exons: 3
Coding region: 1-510 (169 amino acids)
Source: RefSeq, a predicted model, not a curated record